GGGCAGGAGGGGGAUGCGGGUUGCCAUGACGACGCACAUGCAGCAGUGGAUUAUUCUGCUCCUCCUCAUCUUCCUCUGCGGCGUCUGCACCAGGAAGCCGCGCCGAUGCAUCAUGGGGGAUGAUGAUAAUGACGAUGACAAAGACGGGGAGUCCUGGCAGGAGAGUUUCCCGAGGGCACGGUGCAUGUCCCGAUGCUUGAGUUUGCACAGCGUGGCAACACCGCAGCUUCCACAGUGCUUGGAGCCGUGUAAGGAUUCUUGGUCUGUGGAAAAGAAGAGCGAUUGCAAGGAGCCGUGUGAGAGGUUGUUCCCCAAAAAACACUGGGAGUGUGUGGCCAGCUGUGAGUUCCUUCAGUCUGUGGUGGAGGUGAAGCAGGGUAGCUGUCCUCCUCCGGACUGGGCCGCUGGGUUUGCGGCCGCCUGUGUCCACGGAUGCGAUUCAGACUCUGAAUGUCCAGCUCAGAAGAAGUGCUGCUCCAACACCUGUGGCCACACAUGCCAGGCUCCUAAAGACCUCUACCAGGGGGUUCCUUUGAAACCCAGGAAGGAGCUGCAUUUUGAGGAGGUCUCCCCUGGCCAACUGGAGGUGCGCUGGACCUCCAGGUUCAACAACUCUGCUGAGCCUGUGGUCUAUAUUCUGCAGAAAAGGUGGAACUUUGGCAUCCAGCCCAGUGAGGAUGCUGCCACUCCAUGGCACACGGUCACACAGACCACAGAGCAGCGAGCUCGACUGCAUGACAUGCGACCAGGCCGGUGGUACCAGUUCCGAGUUACAGCCGUCAACACCCACGGAACCAGAGGCUUCACCACUCCGAGUCGGCAUAUUCAUUCCAGCAGAGACCCGACCAGCCCUCCAGCCCCGACUGAGCUGAGAGUGACCAACAUGACCUUUACUCCGGGCAGGGCUGUGCAGGUCCAACUCCAGUGGCGCAUGCUGGGAGACCUGGAUGUCCCUGUUCACCACUACAAGGUCAGCUGGACCUGGGCUGCCAUUGGUCCAACCCCAGCUUCCUCCGUGACCAAAAGGAAGAAGCUAGUCAGAGAGAGCCGGGUGGUGCUGGACAGCAUGCGGUCCAACCGCAGCUACAGCGUGGAGGUCCAGGCCGUCUCCUACUGGAGGCAAACCCAGCUGAAAGGACCCAGAGCCAUCGUGCACUUUAACACCCUGCGCAAUGCGUCAAGAGACUUAACAGGUGACGUCCUGGACGUGGGGACGCCGUUCUAUCAAAAUGGACAGCUGCAAGUUCACGUUUACUGGAAGAGCAGCACAGACCCUUCAGCUGAAUACUACCGAAUCCAGUGGGUACCAGAGUACUGUGAGCACAACCAAACGGCACCCAGAGAGAAGACUAACACACAGGGGACCUUCACCAGCCUGCAGGGUUUGCUGUUCUCCUGUAAGUACAAAGUCCUCCUGCAACCCGUCAGCAGGAAGAGUCGCCUGCCGGCCAAGAGCGUCAGCUUCAUCACACCGUCCUGUGCCGCCAUGCAAGCCAAGAGUCCAAAACCCAUUGCCUGUAAUGGAGUGAACCCUAGGAAGGUUCUGGUAAAGCUAACCAACCUGACAGUGUCCUUCAAGUUCCGUGGCGGUAACAUGACCACCAUCUUUAAUUGGGGUGUGCCUGCCGGAGCACAUCGCCAUCACCUCACCGGCUACAAGGUGACCUGGGCGGAGGUCAUGUCAAACAGCCACAACAAGAAGCUGCACAGCAGCCUUACCUCGCAAUCCCAGAUCGUACUCCCGGACACAAAGGUUCUGGCGGUGUCUGGCCUGCACCCUGCCAGUGUCUACAGGCUGGAGGUCCGGGCCAUCGCCAACGGCAGUGAUCAAGGUCCAGCCAUCAGCAGAAUCUUCCAGACUCCGGGAUUACAAAACGUGGUGAAGCAUAGGAAAUAUGAUUGAUAAAGCAGACAAUGUUAGCCAUUCACUGACCAUCGGUGCUAACCUGACACCUCGUCAGAGUGUACCAGCUACAUCUCCUGCAUUAGUCAAACAACUUCUCGUCCUAGUGUGAUACCCUACUUCUUUUUCUUCUGGAUGAUGACACCAUUGCAUGCAUGUGUUGGAUGCCUUCACUGUCGCUGAGAAGCACGUUAAAGUGUAUUUCAAAAACACAAGUACAGUAUUCCACUUUGCGCUUCGACUUUUGCGGCUUCACUCUAUCAGGAUUUUGCAAAAUAUAUGAAUUAAUAAAUCAUGCUGUUUUGUGGUUGAAUACGGCCUUGUAUUAGUCAAAAAAUAUGCAUAUUUAAGCAAAUUGUACAUAUUUUUUGGCCUAAAUGAAGUAUUUUCAAGCAUAAUAAUGGCUAAAUAAAGUAAAAUACUAAUAUAACGAGAUUCAGAAGAUACGUUCAAAGAGGUUGUGAUGAUAUGUAGUAUUCUACACUGGUCACUUCCUGUCAGUCAUGUUACACUGAUGAGACAGUAGCCACCACAGGAAGUACUGUACAGAACAGGAAGUACAAAAAGAACAACGACAGGAAACUCUCCAAAUGCUAACAUACAGUAUGUGAGUCUUUUUUUUCAUUAUGUCUACUAUAUUGGGUAUUACAAGUGUAAAGGUGACUAUAGGGGUGUAAUUUUAGCCCUAUGGCUAGCAUACCCCCGCAACCCUAAUGAGGAUAAGCGGCAUAGAAAAUGGAUGGAUGGAUGGGCUCUAAUAAUUUUUAAAAGCGCAUUUAGAAGGUCGUCAACAGGUUUUCUAUGCUCUAACUCCAAAAAUAUUACAUUUAUAAAUGAGGAAUACGGAAAUUCACUUAUCACGGUCUGGUCUGGAACCAAUUAAGUGUGAUAAAUGAUGGAUUACUGUACAGUCAUCCUUCGCUACAUCACAGUUCGAACAAAUACGCCUUCACUCUAUCGCGUUUUUUCAAAAAUUAAGUAAUUAAUAAAUGAUUGCUGUUUUGUGGUUGAAUAUUGUUUAUUAUUCAUAUUAAAAAAUGCAUAUUUAAGCAAAUUGUACGUAUUCAUGGCCUAAAUUAGGCAUUUUCAAGCAUAACAAUGUCUAAAUGAACAAAAAUACAAAUUUAAGGCAUUCAAAAGACGUUAUAUGAAGUGUAAUACAGUAUCUGGGACUUGCUGUGUGUGCCUUUAAGAAGCGGGGCCUGGGAAGUGACGAGUCAGCUGAGUGCUAGCAGCAGGUUGGCAGUGUAGAGAGUGGCCGACAGCAGCUCCUGUGUGACUGUUCACUGCAUAUAUGUUCUCUGCUUGUUAAUAAAGCGAUUGAAGUGCAUCGUGAGUCUCACCUUAACCACAAACAGUGCAAACAGUAGUACCCUACACUGGUCUCUAGGUAUCAGUAAUGUUACAUUAUGGAGACAAUAGCCACCAGGAUGUACGCUGUCAAUGCUGAUGUGUAGGUCUACCUUAUUUAUGUGUAAGAUGGCUUAUUUUCUGUUAUUAUGUCUACUGGAACUGCUAUAAACAACGGAUUACUGUCCUUCCUUUGUGGUGUAAAUGCUGUAUAUAAUGUCUAUAAUAUGACUUGUGUUGUAUUUAUGUAUCUAUACCUCUAAAGACCUUUUGUAUAAAUA
Molecule: messenger RNA, 3534 nt
Organism: Dunckerocampus dactyliophorus (ringed pipefish)
Lineage: Eukaryota; Metazoa; Chordata; Actinopteri; Syngnathiformes; Syngnathidae
Product: anosmin-1-like
Exons: 12
Coding region: 14-1903 (629 amino acids)
Biological process (GO): neuron differentiation
Cellular component (GO): extracellular region; cell surface
Molecular function (GO): protein binding; peptidase inhibitor activity
Source: RefSeq, a predicted model, not a curated record